Molecule: messenger RNA, 2039 nt
Organism: Phoenix dactylifera (date palm)
Lineage: Eukaryota; Viridiplantae; Streptophyta; Magnoliopsida; Arecales; Arecaceae
Gene: ATG6
Product: AUTOPHAGY 6
Biological process (GO): autophagosome assembly; late endosome to vacuole transport; mitophagy
Cellular component (GO): phosphatidylinositol 3-kinase complex, class III, type II; phagophore assembly site; phosphatidylinositol 3-kinase complex, class III, type I
Molecular function (GO): phosphatidylinositol 3-kinase binding; protein-macromolecule adaptor activity
Source: RefSeq, a predicted model, not a curated record
AGAACGGGCAGGGCUAAUCCGCGCGGAAUCACCCCCCCUCGGGCCUCCGCUUUCAUUCUUUUCCCACCGAGGGCAAGAAAGAGGGCUCCUCUCGCCUACAACUCCCCUCUUCAAUCUUCUCGAACGGUGGUCGACGGUGGCCGCAGGCUUGUCCAUGGUCCGGCGAGGACUGACGACGGCCGGCCAAUCGAGGUAUUAUAAGUAAGGAGAGGAAAAGGACAAAACAGUAACCCUAAAAGAGCGCAGAUGAAAGACGAAAUCAGAGAAGGAGAUAAAGGGAGGAGCUUCCCAUUGGAUCCCAAUCUUCCUAGAUGGGUUUGCCAGAACUGCCGCCAUGCCCUCUGCAUAGUUGGGGUUGAAUCCUAUGCUGACAAGUUCUUCAAUGACCCUUCUCGCUCUGGAAUGCAAGUCUCUUCGGUCCAAGGGAGUGUGAUGGGAUCUAGUCGAAUGGACCAUUCAUUUGUUGUGUUGCCAAAACAAAAAGCUCAGGGUCAUGGGUUCCCGCCCCGCUCUCGUGGUGGGCUUCCACAUUCUGAGACUAGCCAGUUAACAAAGGCAAUGGAGGAAUCUUUUGUUGUCUUGCCACCUGCUGCUGCUUCCAUGUACAAGGGUGAGUCUACAUCCGAGGGAGGAGGGGUCCAAAUACCAGCAUAUGGCGAGAACCCAAGUAAUCCUUUGCAAGCAAACAAUGGAGGGUUUCACUCAACCAUAACUGUCUUGAAGAGGGCAUUUGAUAUUGCAACAUCCCAAACACAGGUUGAACAACCUCUUUGUUUGGAAUGCAUGCGGGUGCUGUCAGAUAAACUAGAUAAAGAGAUUGAAGAUGUGAAUAGAGACAUAAAAGCUUAUGAAGCGUGUUUGCAACAUUCUGAGUUGGAGUCAUAUGCUGUUCUCAGCGAGGCUGGCUUUCUUGGGGAGAAGGAGAAGAUUGAGGAAGAAGAGAGAAGACUUGAAGCUGCAAUUGAGGAAACUGAGAAGCAGUUUUCAGAAGUAAAGGUUGAAAUGAAGGAGUUAGAAGCAAAAUCCAAGCUCUUCAAGGACUUAGAGGAACGUUAUUGGCAUGAGUUCAACAAUUUCCAGUUCCAGCUGAUAUCUCAUCAGGAAGAGAGAGAUGCAAUUUUGGCUAAGAUAGAAGUUUCUCAAGCACAUCUUGAAUUGCUGAAACGCACCAAUGUGCUGAAUGAUGCCUUUCUUAUUUGGCAUGAUGGUGAAUUUGGAACUAUUAACAAUUUCCGACUUGGCCGCCUUCCUAAGAUACCGGUUGAGUGGGAUGAGAUAAAUGCUGCUUGGGGCCAGGCAUGUCUUCUUCUGCACACAAUGGCAUCUUAUUUUCGGCCAAAAUUUUCAUAUCGAAUCAAGAUUAUUCCAAUGGGAAGUUACCCUCGCAUUAUGGACAACAAUAACAAUACAUAUGAAUUGUUUGGCCCUGUGAAUUUAUUUUGGAGCACUCGCUAUGACAAAGCGAUGACAUUGUUCUUAACAUGCCUUAAAGAGUUUGCGGAGUUUGCUAACUUGAAAGACCAAGAAAACAAUAUACCACCAGAGAAGUGUUUUAAACUUCCUUAUAAGAUCGAGAAUGACAAAGUAGAGAGCUAUACCAUCACCCAGAGCUUCAAUAAGCAGGAAAAUUGGACAAAGGCUCUAAAAUACACUUUAUGCAAUCUGAAAUGGGUUCUGUACUGGUUUGUCGGGAAUACCAAUUUUCAGCCCCUUUCUGCAAUGGUUUCUUCUCAUGCUGAUGUUCCAGCCCUUGGGUCACUGUACACAAAACAAUCGGCUGACAGGAAGUGCUGAUCUGUUGGACUUGAAACAAUCUACUGAUUCUGAAAGUUGACCAGACACAACACUUAUCACGUGAACUCGUGUAUAUAGAACAAAAUAUAAAUUUUUCUGUUUCGUGUGCAGUUAGUCAAUCCUUCUCAUGGUGGUAAAUGAUGAAUGUUUCUAUUAAUUCAUCAGCUUGUACAACCAGACAAAUUGUGCCAUGUAGGAAAUUCGUUAUUAUUUUCAUCUUGUUGCUUAAUUUCCUGUUUUUGUUC